This is a messenger RNA of Colius striatus (speckled mousebird), 1752 nucleotides long. Its product is annotated as cyclic AMP-dependent transcription factor ATF-7. Gene Ontology annotation, molecular function: DNA-binding transcription factor activity, RNA polymerase II-specific; cAMP response element binding. Gene Ontology annotation, biological process: regulation of transcription by RNA polymerase II. Lineage: Eukaryota; Metazoa; Chordata; Aves; Coliiformes; Coliidae. Bases 91 to 1476 code for a protein of 461 amino acids. The record is from RefSeq and is a predicted model, not a curated record. The transcript has 12 exons.
UUGGCCCCAUCGCUGUUCCUUCCCCUCCGGUCUCGCGAGAGUCCCGCGCGUGGGGACGAGGAGCGCGAGCUUAGCUCAGCUGCAUGAAAUAUGGGAGACGACAGGCCGUUUGUGUGCAAUGCCCCCGGCUGUGGACAGAGGUUUACAAACGAGGACCACCUGGCAGUUCAUAAACACAAGCAUGAGAUGACAUUGAAAUUCGGCCCAGCUCGCACCGACUCGGUCAUCAUCGCAGAUCAAACCCCGACCCCAACUCGCUUCUUGAAGAACUGUGAAGAAGUGGGACUCUUCAAUGAGCUGGCCAGCUCCUUUGAGCACGAGUUCAAGAGAGCAGCAGAGGAUGAUGAGAAAAAGAGCUCUGGAGCCUUGGACAUGUCUCUACCCUCCACCCCAGACGUUAAGAUAAAGGAGGAAGAGCCAGUGGAGGUUGAUUCUUCCCCACCAGACAGCCCUGUGUCCAAGCCACAGUCUCCACAGAGCAAGGAGAAGGAGAUCACCUCCAAGCCUGUCAUCAUCUCUACACCUACUCCAACCAUCGUGCGUCCCGGCUCGCUGCCGCUGCACCUGAGUUACGACCCUCUGCACCCCACUCUGCCUUCCCCAACCUCUGUCAUCACCCAGGCUCCUCCUUCCAACAGACAGCUUGGCUCUCCCACUGGUUCCCUUCCUCUUGUCGUGCAACUUGCCAAUGGCCAGACCAUGCCUGUGCUCCCAGGGCCUCCUGUACAGAUGCCUUCUGUGAUAUCGCUGGCCCGCCCCAUGGCCAUGGUGCCCAACAUUCCUGGCAUCCCUGGGCCACCCAUCAACACCAGUGGGUCCAUUUCACCCUCAGGACUCCCAGUGCACUCAGAAGCCAAAAUGAGGCUGAAGGCCAGCUUGACAGCAUCAUCCUCACUGAAUGGCAGCAACCUGGUGGUGGGCUCAGCCAGCACCAUGGUGACAGCACGGCCGGAGCAGAGUCAGAUCCUUGUCCAGCACCCUGAUGCCCCUUCCCCAGCUCAGCCACAGGUUUCCCCUGCCCAGCCCACCCCCAGCACUGGUGGGCGCCGCAGACGAACCGUGGACGAGGAUCCCGACGAGCGGCGUCAGCGGUUCCUGGAGAGGAACCGAGCGGCUGCCUCACGCUGCCGGCAGAAACGCAAGCUCUGGGUGUCCUCCUUGGAGAAGAAAGCUGAGGAGCUCACCACCCAGAACAUCCAGCUGAGCAAUGAAGUGACCCUGCUGAGGAACGAGGUGGCUCAGCUGAAGCAGCUGCUGCUGGCUCACAAGGACUGUCCUGUCACUGCACUACAGAAGAAGACACAGGGUUAUCUUGGCCCCAGAACAACCCCGUCCCUGACCCUGCAGCUGGCUUUGGGUCCCAUCCUUCCCCACUUGCUCCCCUCACACGUGCUGAGCUCCCUGCAGGAACCUCCCAGCCCAGGAUCCACGUGGAGGGAAGAUCCCAGCACCGAGGACUCAGGUUUGUGGGGGUGAGGCUCAGGCUGCUGGUGCCACCCUCAGGGAGAAGCUGCUGCCUCCCAGCCUCAGCAGGGCACAGCUCAGGGGAGGGUUUCUCAGGGCAUGAAGCACUUGGGUUGUUCCAGCCUCACUCCCAUCCCUCUCCUUCCAUCCUCCAGCUCCAGGCGAGGCCGGGCAGCCUCCAUCACCCACAAACAACCCCUUGGCUUCAAACCACACAGACACCAAACUCCAAACCCCUCCAAUUCCUCCACCAACCUCUCUCUAACCUUGUUGCUUCUUGUCUCCCCU